Carica papaya (papaya) is the source of this 675-nucleotide messenger RNA. Its product is annotated as large ribosomal subunit protein eL37z-like. The record is from RefSeq and is a predicted model, not a curated record. Gene Ontology annotation, cellular component: ribosome; cytosolic large ribosomal subunit. NCBI's taxonomy places the organism in Eukaryota, Viridiplantae, Streptophyta, Magnoliopsida, Brassicales, Caricaceae. Gene Ontology annotation, biological process: translation. Gene Ontology annotation, molecular function: structural constituent of ribosome; RNA binding.
CCCAUGGCUUUAGCCCCCAGUGGCCGGGCCAUCUUGGGUUGAGUCACAAUUCAAAAACCCUAGUUUUAUCCCACUAUAAAAUACUAAAGAAGCCUGCUUUCGAAUCUCUAGUAGGGUUUCCUCGUCGACAGCAGAAAUGGGGAAAGGAACAGGGAGCUUUGGUAAGAGGAGAAACAAGACCCAUACUCUCUGCGUUCGAUGCGGUCGCCGAAGCUUUCAUCUCCAGAAGAGCCGCUGUGCCGCUUGUGGCUUUCCCGCCAGUCGCACCCGUAAAUAUAACUGGAGUGUGAAGGCUAUUCGGCGAAAGACCACCGGAACUGGGCGCAUGAGGUACCUCCGCCAUUUGCCGCGCAGGUUCAAGAGUAACUUCAGAGAAGGAACUGAAGCUACUCCAAGGAACAAGGGAGCAGCUGCAGGCUCUGCAUAAGAUCUGGAAGAUUUGAACGAGCGUCUGGUUUAUAUUCUCAAGCGAUUUUAGAUCAUUUUUUAAUCUCAUUUUGGAGAGUUGCAGACUUAUAAUUGGUCAAUUUUGAUCUUAUGGUACUUAUUAUUAGUUGAAAACAUAUGUGAAUUGUAGGAGAUCCUCUCCCAGAAAUUUGAUAGAGUUAUUCUGAAUGAUCUGGUUACAAGGUAAUAUUGUGGAAUCAAAAGUUAUUCAGUCAUUGCUUUUUAACA